AUGUGCGCCAUUAUCUUUCUCAAUAACUCUAAUUUUUUAUCUACUUCUCAAACAAGAACAUCAUCCAAAAUUGUUGCACAAACCAACAUUAGUCACCUUGUUUUUGGACUUUUAGGCAAUGAAAGAGCAUGGCAUCAUAGAAAACACUAUGUUGAAGCAUGGUGGAGACCAAAUGUUACAAGAGGACAUAUUUUUCUAGAUGUUCCUCCUAGAGGUGAUCUCCUUCCAUGGUCCUUAAAUUCACCUCCUUAUCGAAUAUCCGAUGAUGUUCGAAAACUUGUUAGGGAAACAAAUCAUGUUGAUCCAAGAGUUUUAAGAAUGGUUCAUGGGAUUAUGGAAGUGGUUAGACAGGCACAUGAAGGGGUAAGAUGGGUAAUUUUGGGGGACGAUGAUACUAUAUUUUUUGUUGAUAAUAUGGUUGAUAUUCUUGCACAAUAUGAUCAUACGAAGUAUUAUUAUUUUGGUGGACAUUCGGAAUUUAUAUUGUCAAAUUAUUGGUACUCAUUUCAUCAAGGUUUUGGUGGAGCUGGAAUUAUAUUGAGUUAUCCUUUGGCUAGAGAAUUUGCUCACAAUGUGAUGUCUUGCUUAAAGAGGUAUGCUCAUUUGAAAUCGUCUGAUCGAACAACAAUGGUUUGUGUUGCUGACCUUGGAGUAAAUCUUACCCCUCUUCAGGGUAUUCAUCAGAUUGAUCUUCGUGGUGAUAUAUCUGGAUUUCUAUCGUAUCAUCCAAAGUCUCUAUUAACGUCCCUUCACCAUUAUGAUACGGUUGACCCAAUAUUUCCCUCUAUGACUCGUGCCCAAGCAGGUUCCCACCUCCUUAAAGCUGCAUUCUACGAUCAAUCGCGCAUGUUACAACAAACUAUAUGCCACCAUAGGUCUAAAAGUUGGACAUUUUCAGUUUCUUGGGGAUACUCAGCUCAUAUUUAUGAGAAAAUUAUGCCUAGAAGUUGGAUACAACGACCUAUUGUAACAUUUAGAACAUGGCAAAGAAGUUCUAGCCAACCACAAUAUAUGUUUGAUGUUAGGGGUCCUUCUUGGAAUCCUUGUGAAGCUCCUCAUGUAUUUUUCUUCAAGUCCGUUGAGAAAACUCAAAGGGGUGAAAUCAUUACAACGUAUAGUAGAGGAUGGCCUCGAGGGAUAGGAGCUUGUUUGUCUUCUGGAAAUUUUUCUGCAGAGUAUGUUUCUGAAAUUUAUGUUUACUCACCAGCAAUAAAACGUAUCCAGAUCGAUAAAUGUGAAUGUUGUGACGUAAUCCAUGAGGAAGGAUCGAUUAAGGCUGAUAUCAAAUAUAGAGAGUGUAAGAUAAAUGAGUUAAUAGCUUGA
Messenger RNA from Solanum tuberosum (potato), 1323 nucleotides. RefSeq lists its product as uncharacterized. The coding region runs from base 1 to 1323 and encodes 440 amino acids. NCBI's taxonomy places the organism in Eukaryota, Viridiplantae, Streptophyta, Magnoliopsida, Solanales, Solanaceae. The transcript has 3 exons. The record is from RefSeq and is a predicted model, not a curated record.